GGGUUUGUCGCCGCUUGUAAACAAAGUAAACUGGGUCUCGUUAAAUGAUUAAAUCUUUAAUUGAAACACCUAUCAAAUCGUUCUUUUAUCUAUUUAAAUGAACCUGAUAACUGCCAAAUCGCAUUAAUUAAGACCGAUUGCACUGCUCAGUAAAGUUAAGAUAAACCAACAUGGAUCGGGCUAGCUUAUAUUUUAUGAGCAAAGAUGAUAAGAAUACGUUUGAUUUCGACGAGACGCUACCCUCGCUUCCUCUCCCGGAUCUGAAGGACACUUUAGAGCGCUACUAUGCCUGCAUCCAACCUUUUGGAACUAAGGCGGAGUUGGCUCAGGCUAGGAAGACCAUUGAUGAGUUCCAGCAUGGAGUGGGCGCCGAGCUGCAUGAAAAGCUUAAGAAGAGAGCGGCCAAUAUGAGGAACUGGUUGGGUACGUGGUGGGAGGACUACGGAUACCACCCAAUUAGGAUGCCUCUUCUACCAUACCAACUUAUGGUCAUGCCCGCACAACUAGAGAUGGUUGGCGUUCCUGAGACCCCGGAAUACAUGCUUAAGAGCUUGGCACGGCACAUUCACCAUACGCUUGAGUUUUGGGAUCUGACGCGGAAGUCUAUUAUCAAGCCGCUUUCCUCUAACGGCGGCAAGAUCAAGUACUCCUCUGCGCUGUAUAAGCGGUUCUUCUCUACAUGCCGCAUUCCAGGCGAGGAGCAGGAUCACAUCGAGAAACACUUCCUUACCAAGGACGAGGGCAAGACGCCCACUCACGUCUUGAUCUCUGGUAAAGGACGCCAAUUCAUCCUUGAUUGCGUGCACGAGGACGACACUAUCCUAACGGCUCCUGAGAUUCUGGUAGUCUUGCAGCGAUUGCGCAGCAUCCUAGAUUAUGAGCCGGUUGGCGACUGUGUUCCCACUCUGAGUCAUGACGAUCGCACCACGUGGGCGCGCAACCGCAACCGUUUGAGAGAAAUCUCCGAGGCCAAUAAGGAAACACUUCUGUUGGUCGAGAGCGCCAGCAUGGAAAUUUGCUGGUACGAGCAAUCGCCCAAAGACUAUGAGGAGUCCUCGCAGCUUGGUCUUUUUGGAGAUCUCCAUUCCCGCUGGGCAGAUCGCAGCAGCAGCAUCAUUGCCUUCCGCAACGGACGCAGCAAUUGGGCUGGUGAGCACAGCUGCUACGAUGGCACAGUUAGCAUCAGUUUCGCCACCUUCAUGCAAUUGAGCUUCUUGGAGGUGCCAGAGCCUGACUGGUCAGAAGCCGAGAGCUCCAAGGUGGCGGAGAUCAAGGAGCUGCAAUUCCAGCUGGAUGACACCCUCAAGAGCGAGAUUAAGCGCGUUCAGAAGGAUAUAGAUGACAGGGGCAUUGAUGUUACAACCACUUUUACUGUAUUUGAUGACUACGGUAAAGACUUUAUGAAAACCCACAGACUGCAUCCAGAUUCUUUUGUGCAGGUUGUUAUGCAGUGGGCCUACUAUCAGAUGCAUAAAGAAAUUGCUCCCACCUAUGAGACUGCGUUGAUGCGACAGUAUUACAACGGGAGAACGGAGACUCUGCGAUCCUGUACUGGUGCUGUGGCGGAGUUUCUAAGGGCAUCCUCUAACAAGCAAGUUGGCGAUAUGUCACUGGCCAGGGCUUUUCGCAAGGCCGUCGAUGAGCAUAAGCAUUUCAUGAACGAGGCGCGCAAGGGACAUGGCAUCGAUAGACACUUGUUUGGCUUGUGGUGCGCAGCAUACGAAAACAAAAUGGACAUUCCUGCCUUCUACGAUGAUCCCUUGUACACCAAGAGCGGCGGCGGUGGCAACUUUGUACUUUCUUCUAGCACUCUAGGCUUUACAGCCAACGUCGGCUUUGUGGCGCCUAUGCUUGUUGAUGGCUACGGCGUAUUUUACUCCAUCACCUCUGAAGCUGUGUUCAUCCAUACCACCGCUUACCGGGAUAGCCUCAAGACGAGCGCCCGCAAGUUCAACGACAUAUUCAAGGGCUCGUUCCGCCGCAUUAGUGUUUUGCUGGAACAGCUGGCCAAGGAGUCCAAGCUGUAAACAACUUGCCUAGUAUUAAGAAACGGAUACAAUCUUGAUUCAUGUCACGAAAGCUGAUAUCCUGUUCUCGUUUCCGAUUCCGAUCAAAAAAUGCAUUUACUUCUACCCAUUUUGUACUAAUGACAACUGUGUUUGUAGUUUAACAAGCGAUACACAACAUUACCUAUUUGUUUUGCAAAUAUUUUUAACGUGAUCUUAAAGAUCUACCUUUCCAAAACCCACCUCAGAUCGGAAUCAAAUGGAGAACUCGGAUUUUAAAUCUAGUUUAUAAGUUAAAUUCUGUCAUCACAGUGGGUGUGCAGCAUUCCAAAGUGUUUGUAGCUUCGUGUUAAACGUUUAUUUAAAUUCAAUGAUCAAUUAGUUUACGCAAAUACAUUUCUCUCGGUAA
This is a messenger RNA of Drosophila eugracilis, 2415 nucleotides long. RefSeq names its product peroxisomal carnitine O-octanoyltransferase. The transcript is spliced from 6 exons. Gene Ontology annotation, cellular component: peroxisome. NCBI's taxonomy places the organism in Eukaryota, Metazoa, Arthropoda, Insecta, Diptera, Drosophilidae. Gene Ontology annotation, molecular function: carnitine O-octanoyltransferase activity. The coding region runs from base 171 to 2027 and encodes 618 amino acids. The record is from RefSeq and is a predicted model, not a curated record.